Mycena citricolor is the source of this 3840-nucleotide messenger RNA. Lineage: Eukaryota; Fungi; Basidiomycota; Agaricomycetes; Agaricales; Mycenaceae. The record is from the annotation of a GenBank genome assembly.
GCGAAACGCUCUAAACGUCGUCAACUGACAGCAUCCGCGUGGCUUGGCCGGUGGGGGCUUGAGCGGCGCACAGGCGCAUACAUAACGACUCCGGCCAUGUUCCGGUUGCAAGCGCCUGGUCUCAGAGGAUGCGCGCGUUUUCCCGUGUCGUUUCGCUGCUAGCGCUCGCCGUCCGCAUCCAACUCGCCCGCGGCUCGACUGUGCCUGGAUGUCCCGACCUCGGAUCCUUGCCGCCGCAGGACGUAUUUGACUACAUUGUCGUCGGAUCUGGCGCUGGAGGCGGGCCACUUGCGGCUAGACUUGCGGAGAAUGGUUUUUCUGUUUUGGUCGUCGAGGCCGGCGACGAUGUGUGGAAAUACAACACCUCGAUCCCGGCUUUCUGGCCGCGUGCGACUGAGGAUCCGCAGCUCGAGCUGGCGUACGAUGUCGUCGAGUACAGCACACCGGGAUCUAGAGUGGCUUGGUAUCCACGCUCGCGGGGCAUCGGCGGCUCGACGUUGCACAAUGCGAUGAUCAAUGUGAUCGGAGGAACCAAGGCUGACUUCGAUUCUGUUUCUACGAUGUUUGAUGAUCCGUCGUGGACACGGACGAACAUGCAAUCGUACUACAAGAAGAUCGAGCACAACGAAGACCUGAUUCCGCCUUUGCUGACCGCGGGGGAUCACGGCUUCGACGGGUGGCUCGAAACGUCGAGUCUGCCGUAUCUCGACUUGUUGAAUCAUCUGGAUAUUUUGGACCCUCAGCUGAUCGCCCUGGUGUCCGCGCUGGCACUGACCGCGCCCCCGAUUCUCGAUCUUAACAGCGUGUCCGGUGACGGAAGCGCGGGUCUGCUCUUCCCCAGCUUCACGAUCAACUCGACUCGGGAGCGCUCCUCCGUCUAUGCUCGUCUGAAAUCAGUGCAACGAGUAAAUGAACCGAAACUUCAGUUUAUAACGGACACUUUGGCGACGCGGGUUCUGUUAUGUCAGCCUGCGGCGUCCGGCUCCCAGCCCAAGGCAUACGGAGUGGAGAUCGCACCCGGGGCGGCCCUCCCAGUCGCGUUGGGAAACUUUGCGGGGAAACAGAACCUGGCUGUUCAGAAUGUCUACGCCAAACGCGAGGUCAUCCUAUCAGCAGGUGUGUUCCAGAGUCCGCAAUUACUAAUGCUCUCGGGGAUUGGUAAGACGACUCAACUGGCCGAGUUCGGAAUUGACACCGUCGUCGAUCUUCCGGGGGUCGGUGCCAAUCUACAAGACCACGACGAGAUCACCAUCAUAUGGAACCUGACGCAAAAAUUCAAGUUUUUCGACGGCUGCACGUUCCAGUCAAACAGGAGCACCGACCCGUGCCUCGCCGACUGGCUCGACUCGGGCCACCACAACAUCUAUUCGUUCGAUCCUGUCCUGAACGCCUUCCUCACCACGUCCGACCCGGGUCUGUCAGCUCCCAACAUGUUCACCUACCUGAGCCCGGUCUGCGUCAAGGGCAUCGUCCCGAAUUUCGCCGAAGACGCGUACUCGCACCCGAACGCCCUCUCCGCCAUCGUCCUCCUCGCGCACCCCUCCUCUCGGGGCUCCGUCACGCUCACCGGUCCGCACCCACAGGACCCGCUGUCGAUCCACAAGCGGCACUUCGAGGCCCCCGGCGGGGACGCGGACAUCCGCGCGCUGGUCGGCGGACUGGAGGCCAUGCGCAAAUUCGCAAGCAGCAGUCUGAUCAGUGGGUUCAUCGAUAAGGAGAUAUUCCCAGGCCCGAACGUUAGCUUGCGCGAUCACGUGCUACAGCAUGUCUUCGGACACCACCUUUGCUGCACCAAUAAGAUGGGGGUGAAAGACGAUAAGAUGGCGGUUCUGGACGGCGACUUCCGGGUUUAUGGUGUGGAUGCCCUGCGGGUGGUUGAUCUCAGCUCUUGGGCCGACGUACCAGGUUUCUUCGUCACGACCCCUACAUAUAUGAUAUCCGAGAAGGCAGCCGACUCCAUAAUGAAUGACGCGAGAUCUUCAGGCCGUCCGUAGAUGAAGCGAUUCAAAUUCCAACUUGUGGCGGUGUCGCAUAUAUUGAACCGUGGGAAUAAUCACAAAUGAACUUUAGCCUCCAUCAUUCUUCCGUACACUUGGAAAUGAGACGAGCCCUCAUUGAAUUUGAACAUAGAACUCUCAAUUUAUUCAAAUCCACUCCUUUGAUUCAUUGCAGUCCAGAAGGAAAGCCAAGACUUGGAGCCCACACACUGCAGUGGACGCUUGGCCGAUAAGCAUCCUCUCGGGACCGCCUUGUCUACUCGAAACCGAUGCAGAGUUGAGGAGUGUGGUCAGUAGUACCUGUCGCCAUCUGAACUUGGCUCCAUUGGCAACCUGCGCUGUUUCAAACGGAUGCUCGCAAUUCUGCCGUGGGGGAUCCGUCGGCCCCGCUACCUUCCACCAAGUCCUGUCGCAACGAGCACUACGUUGUCCUGACUGGGAUCACACCAGCGCAUGCUCACGCGCCCGCCGUCGAGUUUCUCCCGAUCACGUCCUGUUCCUCGUCCCACGCUCUCGCACUUCUCCGAACUCGCACUGGCCAGCCGUAUCUCAGGAGUGACAGGUGGGAUGGGGCGAUCAGCACGCGCGGCGCACGACAGUUCUGAUUAUUUUGGGCUGAUCUGGUGCACCCAAUCCGAGUCGCGGCUGAUUGAGUGCGUGUGAGGUAUAUGACGGGCUUCUGUCCGAGCUGGGGACACUCCCCUCCAUUCCCCUACUUACUCACUCUUCUCUGCACCGACCUGAUGGAAGCCUCGAAAUUUGUUGUGGGAGAUUUGUGAUCUUCGCAGUUCGUCGGAACGAUGCUGAACUGGGGAUUACAAGGAACACUGGCUGUUCAAGUGUACAUCUACUUCGCCGCGUUCCCACGAGACAGUCGCGUGAACAAGCUGCUCGUCUCGCUCAUUUUCCUCGUAGACACUGUGCAAACCGCGGGUGAUACUCGGGGAACUUUGAUAUCGCUCGCGCGAGAUUGGGGGAACCCAGUGGCGUUGGAUACCGUCGGAUGGGCGUGGUUCAGUGUCCCGGUGCUGGGAUCGCUAAUCGCCGCUGUUGGCCAGAUAUUCUUCGCCUAUCGGAUCCUCGUCAUCAGCAACCGCAGCUGGGUCAUGCCCAUAAUCAUUUCUGCGAUCGCGCUUGUGCAGACUAGCGCGGGUAUCUGGACGGGGGUCCUGAUCCAGCAGACGGGCCGAUUUUCCCAGGCGCAUUUCGACAAAUUGAAGGCUCCUGUCGUUUGGCUGGGUGGAACAGCGCUCGCAGACGUCUUGAUUGUGGUCUCCACUAUCUACUAUCUGCGUAAAGCUCAAGACCCAGGGUUCCAUUCGAGUACUAAAGCGAUUGUAUCUCGGAUUAUCAAGGUCACAGUGGAAACAGGGCUGAUCUGCGCCGUCUUGGCCAUCAUCAUCCUGAGCCUCUACAUCAAGUUCGACGGAAACAACUUCCACCUCGGCGCCUGCAUGUGGCUGUCCAAAGCCUACUCCAACAGCAUGAUGGUCAUCCUCAACUCGCGCGCGGAAAUCGGACACACGCGGCCGCAGGAUGUGAGCUGGAAGAUGUCCGACUCGAUACAGCUUGCGUCGGGGUUGUCGGCCCGAACGAGCCAGAAGUCGCAUAGUGCUCAGGUCGAGCGGAGCAGGACCAAGUAUAACUCCGGCUUCGCUGUGCGGUCUGACACGACGCAUGUUGACUCGCAGAGGGGCUCGCACGAAAAGGCCGCCGAAUUUUCCGCCUGAUAUUCAGCACUUUAUCCAUUCGUUUUCUUAUGAUAUUGUACUUGCUGUGCUGUUUGUAUCCUGUUAAUGCAGUGUAUAUGUUCCCAGUCUUGAAGAUUGCAUUUUUUGAAUAC